UCUUGGGACGAUUUCCUGGACAGAGGUCCUUGUGGCUGCUGCCUUAAGACGUACAGCCCAGGCCACAGCUGCCAUUUCUUUCUGACCCAGGCCCAGUAGCAGCAGCAGCAGCAGCAGCCCCUUACUUGCACACAGCAUGGAGUUCCAGGGGCCCUACCUGCUCCUCUGCCUCUUCUCCCUCCUGAUCCAGGUCACUGCUGAGUCACCAACCCCCAAGGUUAAGAAGGCUGCAAAUGUCAAGAAAGAUGGCAUGGGCCCAAAGAUGCUGGAGGAGCUCAAGAGUCGACUGGAUAGUCUGGCCCAGGAGGUGGCCCUGCUGAAGGAGCAGCAGGCCUUGCAGACAGUCUGCCUGAAGGGCACCAAGGUGCACAUGAAGUGCUUUCUGGCCUUCACCCAGGCGAAGACCUUCCACGAGGCGAGCGAGGACUGCAUCUCGCGCGGGGGCACCCUGGCCACCCCGCAGACGGGAGUGGAGAACGACGCCCUGUACGAAUACGGGCACCAGAGCGUGGGCAGCGAGGCCGAGAUCUGGCUAGGCCUCAACGACAUGGCGGCCGAGGGCUCUUGGGUGGACAUGACCGGCGGCCACAUCACUUACAAGAACUGGGAGACAGAGAUCACCGCGCAGCCCGACGGCGGCAAGACCGAGAACUGCGCCGCCCUGGCAGGCGCAGCCAACGGCAAGUGGUUCGACAAGCGCUGCCGGGAUGAGCUGCCCUACAUCUGCCAGUUCGCCAUCGUGUAGCUUCUGGGGGCCUAGGGGCGGGGU
Messenger RNA from Castor canadensis (American beaver), 769 nucleotides. RefSeq names its product C-type lectin domain family 3 member B (gene Clec3b). The record is from RefSeq and is a predicted model, not a curated record. Gene Ontology annotation, biological process: bone mineralization; ossification. Lineage: Eukaryota; Metazoa; Chordata; Mammalia; Rodentia; Castoridae.